AUGGUGGAUUCUAUGACGAUAAAUAGGGGUGAAUCAAACAUCUCGACACAAGAACUGGAGCCCGACGAGGACAGGUGUUGGUCAUACCUUGGUCGUACAAAUGGAAGGCAGCCAAUCUCUUUGGCGAAAAACAAAUGUAUGGCCAAAGGCAUUGUGCAACACGAGGUUCUUCACGCUCUUGGAUUUCACCAUGAACAAAAUCGGUCAGACCGAGAUUCUUAUGUCAACAUUUUGUAUCAGAACAUCAAACCAGCAUUUAGAGACCAAUUUACAAAGGUGGAUACCAACAACUUGGGUACUCUCUAUGACUUUGACUCCAUCAUGCAUUACAGCAACACGGCCUUCUCCAGAAACAAGAAACCGACCAUUAUCUCUAAAAUAUUCCCGGGCCGUCGGUUUGGUACUGCAAAUGAGAUGAAUAGCUUUGACAUUGCACGUGUCAAUGCCCUAUAUGGAUGUUGUAGUUCUCAAAACUAA
Molecule: messenger RNA, 477 nt
Organism: Nerophis lumbriciformis (worm pipefish)
Lineage: Eukaryota; Metazoa; Chordata; Actinopteri; Syngnathiformes; Syngnathidae
Source: RefSeq, a predicted model, not a curated record